Messenger RNA from Carya illinoinensis, 1234 nucleotides. RefSeq lists its product as uncharacterized. NCBI's taxonomy places the organism in Eukaryota, Viridiplantae, Streptophyta, Magnoliopsida, Fagales, Juglandaceae. Bases 101 to 856 code for a protein of 251 amino acids. The record is from RefSeq and is a predicted model, not a curated record. Gene Ontology annotation, cellular component: mitochondrial matrix. The transcript is spliced from 3 exons.
CAACUCCAAGCCUACCUUUUAGACCCUAACCAACCUCAUGCCCUUCACGUUGUCGCUGAAACCUUAAACCCUAAACCCUUUCUCCUGCAACUCAAGAAUAAUGGCCUUCACCUCCAUUUUUCGCAAAUCGGUUUCUUCUUUUGCUCCAGUCGUGAGUCGACUUGUUCGGGGACAAAGAAGUUGCCAUACGGCCCUUUUCACGGCCAUAAACCACGCCAAUCUCUCUCGCAGCCCCACUCUGAGCUUUUUGGUUCCUACCCUUAACUACUCUUCUGCUACGAAGAGGCCGAGUGCUGAUGAAAGCCUCAUCCGGAUAAUUGAGUCAGAGAUCAAAUGUUUGGAGGAUACCGAUGAUUACGACCGGGUCGAAGAGAUUCCAACCAGUUUUCCUUUCCAAAUUGAAGAUAAUCCAGGGUUUCAAACGCUAACACUGAAAAGAACGUAUCAAGGUGAAAGCAUAGAAGUUGAAGUUCACAUGCCUGAUCUAGUUACUGGUGAAGCUGCUGCUGAUGAUGAUGAUGGUGAAAAGGCCAAUCAAUCUAGCUUGCCGCUCGCUGUCGUUGUCUCCAAGGAGGGUGGACCUAGUCUAGAGUUCAGUUGCGCUGCUUACCCAGAUGAAAUUGUGAUUGAUUGCUUGUCAGUUAAACAUCCAGAAAUUUCUGAGGAUGAGAUUGCCUAUAGGGGGCCUGACUUCCAUGAUUUGGAUGAGAACCUGAAAAAGGCUUUCCAUAAGUAUUUAGAGAUGAGAGGAAUCAAGCCCAGCACAAUUGAUUUCUUACACGAGUAUAUGAUCAACAAGAACAGUAGAGAAGAAAUGAUUUGGAUGAAGAAACUUAAGAAGUUCAUUGAAGCCUGAAUUUUUGCACAAUACUGCAACUUUGGUAGACGAGAAAUCAGGGAUCACAUUUUGAUUUGUUUUAUCUUCUGCUUUAGAGAUCUACAAAUGGCAGGCGUUUAUUGAGAAGUAGAUUAACUUGCUUUUGAUACGAAAAAGGAAGUACUGCCUGAUUUAAAAACUCACUGUACACGGGUGAGGCAUGAAUAACUCCUGAAGUUCCCCUGGUCCUUUUCAAUGUUCUCAGUAACACAACGUUUUGGGCGAGGAUGGUCAAAUUAGCUUGGUAGAGGUAGGUUUAAAGCACUAUUGGUGAUGUUGCUUUGUUGUUGUAUCACGCCCAGAGCAUCUUUUUUGGUUGGAAUGCUUACAGGCCACUUAUGAAUGCUUUUACGUUUA